GGUCUCCGGGGCGACGCGGAGGGUCCGCGCUCCGCCGCCCCCGCGCCCCCGCCCCGAGUCCGCAGUGCAGAGAGUGGCGGCGAGCAGGCGCCGGCGCGCUGGCCCACGUGCCGCGCGGAGCGAGGGACCGCGAGAGGAAGCGGGAGAGAGAGCCGCGCGGGAGAGCCGGGGAGAGAGGCGCGCACCGCCCGGCCGCGGCGCCGCGCAGCCCCUGCGCCCCUCCUGCUGGGGCCUCCGCCGGGAAAGACCCCGACCCAGAGGAAGGCUGUGGAGACCUGGGCCGUUCUCUCCGAGUCCUAGCCGCCCUCCACCCCACCCCCUGCCUCAUUCUUUCCUCCCUCUCAGCAGCACCCUCCCUGGUCUGCGUCGGGAACGGUUUCCUGCCCGUAGUAUUAGCCCCGCGCCGGCAGCGAUUGUGCACGAUGGCGGUGACGUUGCUGCAGGACUGGUGCAGGUGGAUGGGCGUCAGCGCUCGCAGGGGCCUGCUCAUUCUGGGCAUCCCGGAGAACUGUGAUGAAGCCGAACUCCACGAGUCCCUGGAGGCCGCCCUGUGGCCCUUGGGCCACUUCACCGUGCUGGGCAAAGUGUUUCGAGAGGAGGAUAACGCCAGUGCGGCCCUGGUCGAGCUUGACCGGGAAGUCAACUAUGCUUUGGUCCCCAGGGCAAUCGCGGGCACCGGGGGUCCCUGGAACGUGGUCUUUGUGCCCCGUUACUCAGGCGAGGAGUUUCUCAAUCGCGUGUUCCACUUCCUGGAGCAACAAGGGCAGAUGGUGGAGACCGUGGCUGGGGUCCUGGGCCUGGGACUGCGCAGGGUGUGCUGGCUCCGAUCGGUCACUCAGGCCCUCCAGCCCUUGGUGGAGACCCUGCGGUACGAGCGCCUGGGCGUGUUUUCCGGGAGGGAUCCGCUCGCCCCGGGGGAGGAGCCCUUUGAGGCCUGGCUCGACCACGCCUCCGACAUGCUACAGGUGUGGCAGAGUGUCUCAGAAAGGGAGAGGAGGCGGCGGCUGAUGGAAGGCCUUCGAGGGACAGCCCUGCAGCUCAUGCAUGAGCUCCUGGCGGACAACCCCGCCAGGACGGCGGAGGACUGCCUGGCGGCCCUGACCCAGGUGUUUGGAGACAACGCGACCCAGAGGACCAUCCGGAUGAGGUGUUUGACCGCUCACCAGCAGCCGGGCGAGGGGCUUUCCGCUUUCGUGUUGCGGCUGGAAGUCCUGCUGCAGAAAGGCAUUGAGAAGGGGGCCCUGGCCAGAGGCUCAGCUGACCUCCUGCGCCUGAGGCACAUGCUCACCAGGGCCAUCGUUCCUGAGCCUCUGGACGAGGUACUGAGGAAGCUGAGAAUGGCUGGAAGGUGUCCAAGUUUCCUAGAGAUGAUGGGAAUUGUUCGGGAGUCUGAGGCAUGGGAGGCCAGUCUAGCCACGAUCGAGAGAGCCCAGGCAGAGGAAAGGGUCCGUGCCCAGGCACAGGAAAGGGUCCGUGCCCAGGCAGAGGAAAGGGUCCGUGCCCAGGCAGAGGAAAGGGUCCGUGCCCAGGCAGAGGAAUGGGUCCGUGCCCAGGCAGGGGAAAGGGUCCGUGCCCAGGCAGGGGAAGGGGUCCGUGCCCAGGCAGGGGAAUGGGUCCGUGCCCAGGCAGGGGAAAGGGUCCGUGCCCAGGCAGGGGAAAGGGUCCGUGCCCAGGCAGGGGAAUGGGUCCGUGCCCAGGCAGGGGAAGGGGUCCGUGCCCAGGCAGGGGAAAGGGUCCGUGCCCAGGCAGGGGAAUGGGUCCGUGCCCAGGCAGAGGAAGGGGUCCGUGCCCAGGCAGAGGAAAGGGUCCGUGCCCAGGCAGAGGAAUGGGUCCGUGCCCAGGCAGAGGAAAGGGUCCGUGCCCAGGCAGAGGAAUGGGUCCGUGCCCAGGCAGAGGAAAGGGUCCGUGCCCAGGCAGAGGAAAGGGUCCGUGCCCAGGCAGAGGAAGGGGUCCGUGCCCACAGGCAGAGGAAAGGGUCCGUGCCCAGGCAGAGGAAUGGGUCCGUGCCCAGGCAGAGGAAAUGGUCCGUGCCCAGGCAGAGGAAUGGGUCCGUGCCCAGGCAGAGGAAAGGGUCCGUGCCCAGGCAGAGGAAAGGGUCCGUGCCCAGGCAGAGGAAGGGGUCCGUGCCCAGGCAGAGGAAGGGGUCCGUGCCCAGGCAGAGGAAGGGGCCGGUGCCCAGGCAGAGGAAGGGGCCGGCGCCCAGGCAGAGGAAGGGGCCGGUGCCCAGGCAGAGGAAGGGGUCCGUGCCCAGGCAGAGGAAGGGGUCCGUGCCCAGGCAGAGGAAGGGGCGGUGCCCAGGCAGAGGAAGGGGUCCGUGCCCAGGCAGAGGAAGGGGUCCGUGCCCAGGCAGAGGAAGGGGCCGGUGCCCAGGCAGAGGAAGGGGCCGGCGCCCAGGCAGAGGAAGGGGCCGGCGCCCAGGCUAAGGCGGAGGAUGACAGCAUGGAGGAGAGGCAGCUGGAGGAGCCGGAGUGGGAGGAGGAGGACAGUCACGAUCGUGACACUCUCCCCACAGACCUAGGUCAGGCAAGCCCCUCAGAGGCCCCUGGGGGCCCCACUCCUGCCCACAUGGGCCGAGCUUCCAGGGCGGGCCCAGGAGGUCCUGGCUAUGAGCCAGAGGGCCUCCCCCAGGCCAGAGACGAGGAGGCCGGAGAGCCCCCCGAGGAGGGGCUCGAGCCCAUCCCAGAGGGGUUGGGAAACGUGGAUGGGGCUGGGGAGACGAUCCCCCCCGUGUCUCCUCAGGCUAAUAGGCUCAGAAGGCCCAGGGCCCCUCUCCUCUCAGGCAGCAGAGCUCUGGAGGCAGGGGGAGGCCAUGCCGGGGCAGCAGCCUCACCCCACGUGCGGGGCAGGGCCGAGGGAAGGCCCCACCCAGCCCAAGCCAAGACCCCAGGCACUCCACCAUCCAUAAGGGGACCUGAACACCACCAUCAGCCCUUCCAAGUGACCAGGAUGACCACACUUGACACCACAUGGGGCGGGGAAAGGUGUCCCCCUCCCCCGCAACCCAUGGCAGCACCAUACCUGGCCCCAGCCCCAGUCCCAAUCCAUGCCAACUCAGGCAGCCAGUCUGGGAAGCACCCCUGGGUGGCUGACCCUAGCCUAGGUGAGGGGCACCAGGAGCCAUCUGCCACCUACACUGGACUGGGAGAUGUUGGGGACCGCCUCAAGGGUGCCAGCCUCUUGGGUCUCCCAAGAGGGAGACCCUCAUGUGCAUCCCCCAGGGCACCUCGCUCCAUGUUCUGGGAAACCCGCUUGUGUCUCUGUGGGGCCCUUAUGACCCACGUGUCACGUUACUCCCCCACCCCACUAGGUCCCGUUCCUGUGCAGAGCCUUGAGGUGUGCAAGAGCCCGCGGUGGGUGUCCUGGCCCACCGGGGCAGCCACCCCCCCAGCCCGGGGGCCUGCCGUGAGCCUCAGUGGCGACCGGGGCUCCGCUCGCUCUCUCUCCCAGUGUUGUGAGCUCCACCGCUGCUUUCUCGGUGUAGAUUUAAGCCGGCCGCUGCUUGUUCUCGUGGAGAUGUGUGUGUGUGUGUGCUUCUCUGAGCGGCUGUCCCCAGCCCCAUCUCCGAGAUCCCCAGCCCAGUUCCAGGAGACGGCCGGAAGGAUGCCCGAGGGCACGGCUGCUGCUCGCCCCGUGACCUCGGGAAGGAGGAACCAACCAAGGACCGAGGUGGCCAGCGGGAGUCUCCACGGGAACCGUGCUCUGAUGUGCCACCCCGUUGUUUCUUGUGACUCCGUGUCCCCGGCUUGGCCGAGUGUCCCCUGCUGCGUUUUCCGCCAUCCCGGGACUGUCCUGUGCAGACCAUGGGGCGGGACCAGGCCCCAGCCUGUCGGCCAGAGGGGAGGGUGCGUGCCCUGGGGUGAGGGGACGUGCGUGGCCAGCGUCCGUCGUCCUGGCCAGAGGUUGAUUGUGGGGCCCCCAGGAAGGGAGACUGAGGCGGGAGGGCCACGGUGUUGGGGGAAGCAGAGGCACCUCGUUUGGGACCCCAAGAGGAGGGGGAGGCCAUGACCCAUGGGCUCUAGUGGCCGUUAGAUGUUCCUCUCUCUGUUGUCAUUCCCUGUCUUCGAUGGUUUCAGUAAAUGUUUCUCUUCAAUAAAGUUUAUUGAAUGUGUCA
Messenger RNA from Mustela lutreola (European mink), 4111 nucleotides. Its product is annotated as paraneoplastic antigen-like protein 6B. The transcript has 2 exons. Bases 423 to 2423 code for a protein of 666 amino acids. Lineage: Eukaryota; Metazoa; Chordata; Mammalia; Carnivora; Mustelidae. The record is from RefSeq and is a predicted model, not a curated record.